Molecule: messenger RNA, 1055 nt
Organism: Cokeromyces recurvatus
Lineage: Eukaryota; Fungi; Mucoromycota; Mucoromycetes; Mucorales; Mucoraceae
Exons: 2
Coding region: 90-854 (254 amino acids)
Biological process (GO): regulation of transcription by RNA polymerase II
Cellular component (GO): nucleus
Molecular function (GO): DNA-binding transcription activator activity, RNA polymerase II-specific; RNA polymerase II transcription regulatory region sequence-specific DNA binding
Source: RefSeq, a predicted model, not a curated record
GUGUGAGUAACAUUUACUAAAGGAGAUUAUAUCUAAGAUGGAAGAAAGAAUUAUUUUUUAUUAUUUUCUUGUUUUAUUGUUUUAGAAUUAUGUCUUAUCCUCAGUACAAUUCAUAUCUAUCUAACCUUGAAUCUCUUGUAUUUGAUUCACCUAAUGAAGUAGUUCAAACAGAAAAAGAUGUUGCAGAUGAAUUAGAUUUAUGGACAAAUGCUCAAUUUUCAUUUGAUGUAAAGCCUGGAGUUGGCAUUUAUGAAGAUGAAAAGAAAAGUAAGGAAACAAGUCCUGCAACUCAAUUUGAGUCUGCAUCAGGUUUAGACCCUGUAACAUAUAAUACACUUGUCAAUUAUCUUGACUAUGAAUUACCUCAGCGACAACAAAUUGAAGUUAAUGUACCUAGUCAACCACAAAAAUCACAAUCCCCUCCUACUAAAAAGCAACGUUUAAUUCAACCUCGUCCUUUAGCGCCUGCUUUACCUACUUUAGCGCCUAAUGUUCCUUUAGUUUCUACUACUCGUCAAGUAUUGAUGCCUAAACCACCUAUGGCCAAUACAACUCAUAUAUUAUCUCCACUCUUAAUAACACCUACUACAACAGUUAAUAAGAAGAAGAGUCUAAAUGAUAACAAAAAGGCUAAAUCAGAAGAAGGAAAAGAAGUGAUUCCAGAUGAAGAUAAACGCCGUCGUAAUACUGCUGCAAGUGCUCGUUUCCGUAUCAAAAAGAAGUUACGUGAACAAGCAAUGGAACAAUCUGUACGUGAAAUGACAACUAAAUCAGAACAACUUCAAGACCGUAUUAACCAUCUCGAAACAGAAAUCAAGUUCCUUCGAAGCUUAUUACUGAAUAAGUCAAAUUAGUUAGUCUAUUAUACAAUCUUGUAUAAUAUCUCGUAUCAAUGCUCUUUUCCCUUCCCCCUUUUUAUAAUUCAACAUCAACUGUAAAUAUUUUCAACAAUAUACUUCUUUAUUGUAAUUCAACAUUGCUUUUAUAACUUAAUUCAACAUUAUUAAAUAAAAUAAAUAAUCUUCUUUUUUUCUUGAAGGAUUUUAAUUGGACAG